GUCUAAACACGCAUGAACCCACGGUCUUGCGACCUCGCCCCACAACACAGGGUCUUACGGAAAAUUCGAACGCAUCGCGUUGCUCCCUCGAGAAGGAGACGUCUCAGCUCAUACCAGGCCAGGAUUCUUUCACCGACAGCCCCACCUGCCGCCCAUCUGAAGCACACAUCACUACGCCGGAACGCAACUACGGCUCUGGGUUUAUGUUUCCCCGUUACGGCACGGCAUCUGUCCAGCUUCGCCCGUGCGUUGCGUUGCCCGGUCGCGAAAGCAAAGAUCUCAGAUCGGGCUCCCUUCACUCGCAACCCCGCCCUAUCGCUCUCUCCGGAUAUAGGACCUCUUCUCUUCAACUCUUGCUCUCGCAAUGACCAAGAGGUAAACAUUCGCCAUGGCCCGCAGAGGCGGGAAUUCCACUCAACGGCAGGCGCCUCAGCCUGUGACGAAUGGGAACGCGAGUUUCAACGGACUCCCGCCGCCAUCUACGAUUCCCGCUCAGAUCGUCCACAAUGCCUCCAAGGCCAACGCUCAACAGAGCCCUGGAGACCAGCAAACCUUCCUAGAACAGAUCAAGCUCUUCCUUCAAAGCCCUACUCUCGAGGAUCCAGAUAUUACAUGCGCCGCUUUCAUCACUACUGUCGCCGAAGGGGGUUUAGAUGUCUUCUACCGAGAAAAUCCAUUUGCUUUGGACUAUUUGAAGGACCAAGCCAUUCAUUGCCUCGAUGCGCUCAAGAUCAUCUUUCGACAAAAGCCUUAUCUACUAUCAGUCGCGCGACAUUCUCUCGACCACAUUGGAGAAGAUGGACCGCCUGUCUUUAUCUGGUUGUUUCCGAAGCUUUUGGGCCUGUUGGCCCAAGAGAAUAUCCUGGAUGUUCAUGGAGAUGUGCAGAGCUUAUUGACUACAUGCCUUGAGAUAUUUUCUCGGUCGCCUAGCGCGUUGCGCAGGGCAAAGUCAAUCCUGGACGUGUACAAGGGAUGCGUUGACAAUAUCAUCCUAGCCCUGGAUAUCGACGAUGAGACAGCUGAAUUGCCGCCUGCCUCAUUCAAAGUCGCCUUGCCGUAUCCGAGCAGCAUAGGCGAGUUCUGGCCCUACAGCCAGCAGCUUGUUGCAUUGCCUCACGACCUCCAGCGAACCAUAACAACGCCAACACAUGCGACAUAUAUUGCUUUUCACCUUCUUCACGCGAUAAUCCUCUCCAAUCUCCACUCCAGACAAAGAGUGGCCGACUCCUCCGCCAGUGAACAUCAGCGGCAAUGGGCGCUAGAUAGCUGCCUUACAUUGUGGCUGAACUUCAAGCUGUGGAUUGGUUCCAGCGAAAGCGGCCCGCUUCUUCACGAAAUCGCGGCUAUGUCCAUGCAGCUGUUGGAAACGUUCACUCUCCCAAAUCAGGAGACGGAAGUUAUCUUCGAGUGCUCGUCAAGAUCUGCACAGUCGCUCAGUUCCAGUCUCGUGGAUUUGCUCCAAACUUGCGCGUCAUCGCCCUUCUCCGAAGCGAAUCAGCUCCGACUCGCAUCUUUGCUUACUCGUCUUCGUACUGUACUAGGGGAAAGUUCAAAGCAAAGGCUUUUCUCAUCUCGUCGGCACGAGAACCUCAAAUCACUCGUCUUAGAUUACUUGGAGCCGGUAGUAUCUGGAAUCUGUCAAGAUAUGGCAAGCUUCAACCGACUGCACCGGGACUUGCAGCUCGCGUUAUGCUUAUGGACUUCUCCUGGCCACUGGCCGGCCGAGGUUACUGAAUUACGGGCAGUGCUCUGCACAGAUAUCUCGCAAAGCUUUUCGGACGAUGGGCUCGGCCGUGAGUCGUUCACGAUCAUAAAAAUUUUUCGGGAUUUAAACGUUACGGAUGAGGAGAGGCCGACAAAGCGACGAAGAACCUUUCCAGAGGCCCCAGAGGAUGAGCAGUUAUCGGUGUACAAUCAACUGAUGGUAGCGCUCAAUGGCAGCUCGCCGGACUCCCCAGUGCUGGAUCUAUCCAACAUUCACAACAUUGUCAAGGCGAAAUACGCGACAAUGUCCGAAGAUCCAACGAAAUGGGAGACAGAGCAAUGCGAACUACUCGCAGCGUUCGGCAAGAUUGGUUGUGCAGGUUCCCGCUCUCUCCAGUCAAAGCUAGCGCAUAAAGACCACUGGAAGGAUUGCACCUGCAGACUUUGCGACGCAACAAAUGCACCGCAGCGCGGCGAGUUUGUGUAUUGGAAUAAUAACAUCUCUAACGAGUUGAAAGAAGUUGUCGAUGCUCUACUGGCGAUCACGGAGGAAGAAUUGUUCCAGAAAUCGUCAAAGCCUCGGGUGCUGAUGGCGUUGGCUAUUGGCCGCGUUUUCAACCACAUAUCGGAUCCCGACUAUCUGGACCUGGACAUAUGCUUAUUGGGACAGUGGCUAAUCAAGUCAAUGACCAGGUCUUUACGAGAACUCAGAAUUACAGCGUCCCGAUCAAUCAUGGUCUUCCUUCGAGAUGAUAUCACCGACUCUGUCCGGGAUAAGAAUCGCAGGGCGACGAUGGAGUUUUUCAAUGAGCUUGCAAAGCGAAACAUACUCUCGGAGCAGGAGAUGCUAGUCAUGGCCUAUGGCCAAGCUGCGCGGGUAUGCGGUGAAGUCGAGCUACCCAUCAUCCUAGAUCGGCUUGUCGAGUAUCUGGGUCACCCAAACACUGUCAUUCUUAGCAUGGCCUACAACGAGAUCUCAUCUCUUGCCGAUGACUUCGGGACAUCUCCUUUAGAAAUGCUGCGGCCCUACUGGAGAAGCAUCGGCUUCACAAUCGUAAAAGAUGUCCUCAGCAAACCCCAAAAGGCAAUUCUUGUGUCUGACCUCAUCGAACAUACCAGGAAUCAGCUACUCAUAACCCUCCGCGGGUACGUUCUCCCGAUUUUGGUCUUGACCAAACGAAAAGACAUCCUACAAUGCAUCGCAGACGCUAAAAGAACGACUAUCGGGGACAUCUGUUCUCAGCCGCGAAGGAAUCUCGCCGGCAUUCUUGCGAUGCUCUUGUGCCAGGACGGAGUUGACGUGGAAAGAUGGGCUAUGGAUACUCUGAGCGCGGUGGCGCCGGGGUUUCGGCAGCCCGGGCAAGAGCUGCAUCAUCUGGUCAAGCAGGAACCUGUGUUCAUUGCAUGUGAGGUGUUGGAGUUGGCAGCAGAGCAGGGCGGAAAGGACAAAAAACUCUUUCAUGCGGGCUUCCAUAGACUUGCUGCGCUGUCAGAGAAGAGCGACGGACAGCGAAAGGAACCAACGAAAAGAAAGGCACUAGAGUCUUUCAUUCAGAACCACAUCCUGGGAGUCAUGGCGCACUUCUCCGACAUCAUCGAAAAUCCUUCAAGAGCUCAUCCACUCCCGGAGCGAAGGAGGGCCGUAGGUGCUAUCAGAGAACUGAUCGCGCUUGCUGGAAGUGACACCAGCUAUGCGCUACCACAGCUCAGGGCUUGCCUCCAGUCCGCGACGUCCGAUGUCCAUCUCUGCGACCAGGCAUUCGACCUAUGGUCCGCUCUCCUUGCUGUCCUUGACGAAGAGGACUUGGAACUCGUCAUCGAUCAGACGUUCGCUUUGAUCGUGCAUAACUGGCCCAUCUUUUCGGACAACGCCCGCCAAAAGGCCUGUAAAACCCUUGAAACUCUCCGUCAGAAGUACAAUCCGCUACUGCAAGCCCGGAUCGGCUAUAUCCCCUCUCUGGCUUCCAUCCCAAUGAUGGCCAAGCUAGAGGCAGAAAUCGCUCGCCUUAAAGCCGGGAAAGACAAAGUCACGCUCUUCCACAUCUUUGGUGAGCGCUGUAGCGACGAGAGCGCUAUCGUUGUGCGACAGGCCUUGAAGGAGCUUGUUCCCUACCUUGAGGAAAACCAAAAACUCCUACACCAGUCUGCAAUCGGCCAGAAACCUCUUCCAGCUUUGACCACGCUCAGUCGCUCCUUACUUGACGCAUGCGUCCGAUUUGCCGAAAACAACGGUGACAUUCCAGUACUCUGCGCUCAAUGCCUAGGCCUUAUCGGUGGACUUGACCCGUACCGUGUGGAGACGGUGCGCGAGAAGAAACAGAUUCUCGUGCUCAGCAAUUUUAAGUCAGCGGCAGAUGUCACCGACUUUGCCGCGUUUAUGCUCGAGGAGGUCCUCAUCAAGGUCUUCCUUUCCACGAGCAACGCCAAGUUACAGGGAUUUCUUGCCUAUGUCAUGCAAGAACUGUGCAAGGCCUGCGGGUUCAGCAACGAGGUCGUGGCCCAGAGGCCGCGCUCGUCGCAACCCAGCCGCGCAAUGCAACGCUGGAAUCAGAUGCCGGAGUCCAUCCGCAACACGCUCUUCCCCUUCUUGAACUCGAGAUAUCUGAUUAACAUUCGACCGGGCGCUGAAGACCAGUCUCAGCCAUACCCAAUAUUCAGUCUCGAAGUCAGCCACGCCACGUGGCUUCGAACGUUCGUCUACGAUCUGUUAUACAAGGCAAAGGAGUACAAUGCGAAGAUGGUUUUCCGAGCCGUGGCCAGGGUUAUCAAAAAUCAAGACCUUUCCAUCGCCUCUUUCAUUCUGCCGUUUGCCGUGCUGAGCGUGCUUGUCGAUGGCGAGGAAAAAGACAUAAUCAACAUAGGGCAAGAGUUGUUGACAAUUCUUGAGACCAAUGUCCAAGGAACCGAUCACAUUGAUGCAACGAAUAUCAAGCAAUGUAGCGAGAAUGUCUUCCACACGUUGGAUUACCUCGCUCUCUGGUUGCAGGAGAAGAGAAAACAUGUGUCGGAUAAUAGAAUCAUGGCCGGAAAGACUGGUCGAGGCAUUUCGGAACUGGAGGAACUUGAAUCCAUUCAGCAAAUCAGUGCAGUCGAGCGCCUGUUACAACUGAUCCCGGCGAAGGUCAUUUCCACGCGUGCCGUAGAAUGUGGAUCGUAUGCUCGAGCGCUCUUCCACUGGGAGCAGUAUUACCGCGAGGAGCAACUCAAAGCGGAGGCGACGGAUGGCCUCUUCCCAAAGGAUGACCUGCUCCAACAUCUUCAGUUCAUCUAUGCCCAGAUCGACGAGCCCGACAGCAUCGAAGGUAUCUCUGCUCAUCUUCAAGUGCUGAAUUCAGAACAGCAAAUUAUGGAGCAUCGGAAAGCCGGACGAUGGACAGCUGCCCAAAGCUGGUACGAGCUCGCGCUCGCCGAGCGGCCGAACGAUACCGACACUCAAGUCAACCUUUUGACUUGCCUCAAAGCAUCCGGACAAUAUGAUGCCAUCCUCAACUACGUAGAGGGAUUUCACGCUUUCGAUUCUGUUUCGACGAGCACUCUGCCAUUCGCCGCAGAAGCAGCUUGGUCCUCAGGUAGAUGGGAUCAGCUCGAGAAGCUCAUCGCUGCCCAUUCCGAACCAGACGCUAGCGCAUCCCAAGAUUUCAAUGUUGGGAUCGGCAAAGCUUUGCUGGCAUUGCGGCGCAAAGAGGAAGCUGAAUUCAAGAACAUCGUUGGCUCUCUACGACAGACCUUGGCCAAGGGACUCUCUCCUACCACGACCGCUUCAUUGCACGCCUGCCACGACCAUCUACUAAAGUUGCAUACUCUCUACGAAAUCGAGGCUAUCAGCGGCAUGGCCGCUUAUACCACACCUAACCGCGAUGUUAUCCUGGAGAAUCUGGAUCGCCGACUGGAUAUACUGGGUUCAUACACAGCAGAUAAGCAGUAUGUGCUUGGGAUACGCCGUGCGGCGAUGCAACUGUCUCGAAUUGAGUUCACAAAUCUUGAUAUUGCGUCUGCCUGGUUGACGACAGCGAGGCUAGCGCGGAAAGGAGACUUCACCUCGGCAGCUUUCAAUUCAAUCUUGCAUGCACAACAACUUGGCGAUGAUGCCGCUAAGAUUGAGUAUUCGAAGAUGCUAUGGAAGGAAGGGCAUCACCGAAAAGCCAUCCAGAACAUUCGCGGCGCCCUCAUGAGUAAUUCUUUCCAGACGCGAGACGCAGUGCCCAUGGAUGUCUCAGUCUCAGUCGCCACGUCCGCUGACCAGUCUCUGUCUACGAACAAGGUCAAGUGCCAUGCGGAGUUGCUUCUCGCCAAGUGGCUGGAUCGAUCAGGUCAAACCGGGAUUACAGCGUUGAAAGAGGCCUAUGCCAGAGGUAUUAUGACGUUUCCCAAAUGGGAUAAGGGACACUACUAUCUAGGACGCUACUACCUCAAGCUCUUCGAGACUGAGAAACAGCUGUCGCCAGGGAGACGAUCGGACAGCUUCUUGGCUGGGGAGUUGACGAAAUUGGUGAUCGAAAACUACACUCGCUCCACAGUGUAUGGAACCAAGCACUAUUACCAGACGAUACCAAAGGUUCUCACGCUCUGGCUCGACAUGGGCGUGGAAGUCAUGAACACCCAACCGAGGCUGCCGAAAGAUAAGGAACUGCAUCAGCACAAACUUAACUACCUGGACCAUAUGAACAAGUACCUCAAGCGAUAUACGACUGAGCGCAUGCCGGCAUUUACAUGGUAUACGGCGUUCCCCCAGAUCAUAACUCGCAUCAGUCAUCCGAACAAGAGCGUGUGGGAGGUUCUGCUGAUCAUCAUUCUCAAAGUAGCCGCUCAAUAUCCGCAACAAGCUCUAUGGAGUCUCCUGGCCGUCAUUCACUCGACGCAGGAUGAUCGACGCGUACGCGGUACUUCGGUCCUUCAAAAGCUCCGAGAUCAUUCGAAGCGCAAAGGCGGCGCUCUGGACCUGAAGAGCUUGAUCAUACACGGUCAGCGUCUCACCGAUUCAUUGCUGGCAGCUUGCAAUGCUCCUAUUGAACAGAGGGUCGUCCAUGUGAGCUUGGCGAGAGAUUUGGGCUUCAAUCACAAGCUCGCGCCAUGCGCUCUCGUCGUACCUAUCGAGGCCAAUAUGAUCCCCACUCUACCGACCGGAAAUGACAGCAGGCUUAUUCGGCUUCACAAUCCGUUCCCUCAGGGAGCCAUCACAAUUGAAUCAUUCUUAGACGAUGUGCUGGUUCUAUCCUCGCUUCAGAGACCACGAAAAGUCACCGUCCGAGGCUCCGAUGGGCGGACCUAUGGUCUGCUCUGCAAGCCGAAAGAUGAUCUCCGCAAGGACCAGCGGCUUAUGGAGUUCAAUGCCAUGAUCAAUCGUGCCCUGCGAAAAGAUAUCGAGUCGAGUAAGCGUCGCCUCUACAUCAAGACUUAUGGCGUGACACCGUUGAACGAAGAAUGCGGAACCAUCGAAUGGGUCGAAGGUCUCAAGCCCAUGCGCGACAUCAUCAUCCGCCUCUACCGCCAAAAGAACAUCGCCAUCGACUAUGGCGAGAUCCGCAUGCUUCUCAACGAAGCAUGCUCCGAACCCUCAAAAACACCUAUCUUCACCCACAAGAUCCUCGCAAAGUUCCCGCCUGUCCUGCACGAAUGGUUCGUCGAAACGUUUCCUGAGCCAGAAGCUUGGUUUGCGGCCCGCCUGCGCUACACGCGCUCUUGCGCAGUCAUGAGUAUCGUGGGACAUGUGUUGGGAUUGGGUGAUAGACAUGGCGAGAAUGUAUUGCUUGAAGAAGGAAACGGAGGCACCUUCCACGUCGACUUCAACUGCCUCUUCGACAAAGGGCUCACAUUCGAAAAACCCGAGCUUGUCCCCUUCCGCCUAACGCACAACAUGGUCGACGCCAUGGGGCCCCAAGCCGUCGAGGGGCCCUUCCGGAAAGCAGCCGAACUCACUUACUCCUUACUCCGCCAGCACGAAGACACGCUCAUCACUAUCCUGGAAACGUUUGUGCACGAUCCCACAGCAGACUUUUUGGGGGGGAAGCGCAAGAAGAAGAUCCAAGGCGUGCCGGAGACGCCGCAGGAGGUCCUAGAGGUUGUGAAGCAGAAGGUGGCGGGCUUGAUUCGGGGGGAGAGCGUGCCAUUGAGUGUGGAGGGUUAUGUGGAUGCGCUAGUGCAACAGGCGAGGGAUCCGAGGAAUUUAGCGGCAAUGUAUAUUGGUUGGUGUGCUUUCUUUUAGUUUGGGGGCGUAGGUAUGGUAUGGUGGCUGUAGGACAGGGCGUUUUGGGUGUUGUGUUUGAGUUAUUGGAGGAAAAAG
This is a messenger RNA of Trematosphaeria pertusa, 7984 nucleotides long. RefSeq lists its product as uncharacterized. Gene Ontology annotation, molecular function: protein serine/threonine kinase activity; protein binding. NCBI's taxonomy places the organism in Eukaryota, Fungi, Ascomycota, Dothideomycetes, Pleosporales, Trematosphaeriaceae. The transcript has 13 exons. Gene Ontology annotation, cellular component: nucleus. The coding region runs from base 389 to 7906 and encodes 2505 amino acids. Gene Ontology annotation, biological process: DNA damage checkpoint signaling; telomere maintenance; protein phosphorylation. The record is from RefSeq and is a predicted model, not a curated record.